Messenger RNA from Tarenaya hassleriana, 2985 nucleotides. RefSeq names its product histidine--tRNA ligase, cytoplasmic. Gene Ontology annotation, molecular function: histidine-tRNA ligase activity; ATP binding. Gene Ontology annotation, biological process: mitochondrial translation; histidyl-tRNA aminoacylation. Lineage: Eukaryota; Viridiplantae; Streptophyta; Magnoliopsida; Brassicales; Cleomaceae. The coding region runs from base 75 to 2726 and encodes 883 amino acids. Gene Ontology annotation, cellular component: mitochondrion. The record is from RefSeq and is a predicted model, not a curated record. The transcript is spliced from 7 exons.
GUUUCACGCGCGUCGGAUAACAGCUAGAAACCCUAACUGCGUUUUCCUCUCGGGUGAAGCUCUCUCUUCCAAAAAUGGCGGCGGAGAGAUCGUCGAUCACUCUCGGAGGUAAAGGCUCUUCUCUGUCUUCUUCAUCUGUCUACAAGGUAGCUUCCGCUGUCUCUCAGGUACGAAUCGACUCUUCUGCGUUCGAUCGUCUCUCCUCCGCGAAACCUCAACCUACAAAGUCGACCUCUUUCGCUUUCCCACAAGCCCUAACGAUCGAGGAAUUCCGCGCUUCUCUGGUUGUUCUCCUAAACAAGCUUCUCUUGUCGACUUCUUUGUCUUCCAUCCGUACGGUUCUUCCGGUUUCCUUAUCGGAUAGUCUGAAUUCGAAAGCUGGAACCCUUAAUUUCGGCGGAAUUGAUGUGACCGAUGGGGAAUGUACUGUGUUGGAGAAUGCAUUUGCUCCGUUGAUCGGGAUUUGUUCUGUUGUUGAUCACAAAUCGGCGGCCUUGUCCCAGAUUGUGGACGCUGUUGCCGCCUUGUCUUGUGAAGCCACUAAGAGCGACGUAUCGAGCUUUAGUUCCUUGGAUUCAGGAGAUGGGUAUGGCGACAAAGAAGCCAUUGCAGUUGCUGGUGAUCUGAAGGUUUUGUUGAACGGGUCCAAAUUUGCCGGGAAGAGGGAAAAUGGAGCCAUUUCGAAGAUUCCGAGAAUCCAUGGGAGAUUCCGGGAUAUGGUCAAACAAGUCCAUGCUGUUGCUCGGAUUGAGCUAAAUUCUGGUGUUAAAGGAGGGAAAAGUGGUGGGUCCGGAGACUCUGGGACAGGAGAGGCAUUGGGAACAGCAUUGUCGGCCUUGUCGGUGGCGAUCAAGAACUUGGGAGAGUGUUGCCUCCUUCGUUCCAAACUGGUAUUUGAGUCUAUUGAAAAUGAGGCCCUUAGGAAUGACUUGAUGGGUUUGUUCCAAAAGAGCGGCCUUGAUUGCAGUAUGCUGAAGGAUGCCCAUAAGUUAGCAUAUAGUGCCCUCUUUGAAGAGGACUACUGCAAAUUUGCUCACCAAGUGAAUGAGCUUCUAGGAAUUGUGUGGAAACUUGUUAGUUGGGAAGCAGUGGCUGCAUUUUUUGCCCUUGAAGGGGGAGAAUUGGUGAGUCAGAAGGGUGCAGAUGCUAAUGGAGAGGACUCCAAAACAACUAAGAAGAGUGACAAGAAGAAAAAGAAUGAGAAAAAGGCAGUUCUUGGGAAGGGAACCAGCGUAAUUGUCCAAUUUAUCAAAGAAAGACUGCUCAAUAAAGAGACAAUUGGUGAUCAGGUGGAAUCGUGGAAGAUAUGGGUGGAGCAAAUCUUACUUCUUUUGAACCCCGAGGAUCACAGCUUUGAUAGCUUUUUAGAGAAAGUAAAGGAAAUUGUAGAAAGCAAUGAAAGCAGGAGACUUCCCAAGCUUCCAAAGGGUACACGUGAUUUUGCAAAAGAGCAAAUGACAGUCAGAGAAAGAGCAUUUUCAAUCAUACAAGAGGUUUUCAAGAGGCAUGGUGCAACUGCCCUUGAUACUCCUGUUUUUGAAUUGCGAGAGACGCUUAUGGGAAAGUAUGGAGAAGAUUCGAAGUUGAUUUACGAUCUUGCUGACCAGGGAGGAGAGCUUUGUUCUUUACGAUAUGAUUUAACUGUUCCAUUUGCCCGGUAUGUUGCUAUGAAUGGUCUCACAUCAUUCAAAAGGUACCAAAUUGCGAAGGUGUACAGAAGGGAUAAUCCAUCUAAAGGAAGAUACAGAGAAUUUUAUCAAUGUGAUUUAGAUAUUGCUGGUCAAUUUGAAAGGAUGGGACCAGAUUUUGAGAUUGUCAAGAUUUUGACAGAACUGCUUGAUGAGCUUAAUAUUGGAGACUAUGAGGUAAAACUCAAUCACCGGAGGUUACUCGAUGGGAUGCUUGAAAUAUGUGGGGUACCCUCUGAAAAAUUCAGAACCAUCUGUUCCAGCAUUGACAAGUUAGACAAACAAUCGUUUGAGCAAGUAAAGAAGGAAAUGGUGGAAGAGAAGGGCUUAUCCACCGAGACAGCGGACAGAAUCGGUGGUUUUGUUAAGGAGAGGGGGCGACCUAUUGAACUACUCACAAAGCUCAAACAAGAAGGGAGUGAAUUUAUGGCUAACAAAUCGUCAACAGAGGCUCUUGAAGACUUGAGCAUUCUGUUCGAAGCUCUUGAAAGGUCAAACUGCAGUGACAAAGUGGUUUUUGAUCUGAGUCUUGCCAGAGGCCUUGAUUACUACACCGGCGUAAUCUUUGAAGCUGUCUUCAAAGGUGGAGUUCAGGUUGGAUCAAUAGGUGCUGGUGGACGUUAUGACAACCUUAUAGGAAUGUUUGGAACGAGGCAAGUUCCUGCCGUGGGCAUGAGCCUUGGCAUUGAGCGAGUCUUUAACAUAAUGGAAGAACUUCACAAGCAGCAAAAUCAGAUAAUUCGACCGACAGAAACACAGGCGUUGGUUAGCAUCAUGGUAGAGAAUAAAUUAUCUGAAGCUGCAGAAUUGGUAAGUCAGCUUUGGGCGGCAAAGAUAAAGGCAGAGUACCUAGUCACCAAGAGGAGAGCAAAACACUUUGACCGUGCAAAAGAAUCAAGAAUCCCGUGGAUGGUGAUCGUCGGUGACCGGGAACUCACUGAAGGUGUCGUGACACUGAAGAACAUGGAAUCCGGCAACGAAGAGGAAGUUCCCAGAAGCAGUUUUGUCCAAGAACUAUCUAAACGGCUGAACCCUUAAAAACUUCGUGAAGCUGAUUUUUUUUUAACAUGAAUACUUUUAAAUCCUUUUGUUCUGUUUCAAUUUGGGUCUUGUCUGUAUUGGAACUACAGCUGCCGAGACAUUUUUAUGAGACUUGUGACGUAUUUCGUGUUAAGAAGGGUUUUGGCGAGUUUGUCAGAAUUCCGACACGUGGCAUGAUGACGUCACUCCGUCUCGCGAUAUGGCUGUUGUUUGUUAAUAUUUUACGUUUAUGUUAUAGUCCAAGAAGAGAUUGAGG